AUGGACUACAUCUACUCCUCUUUCAUUGUUCUUAUCUCUUUUGCCAUCCCAAUUUUGGUGAAACUUUUAAGUCAUAGAAAAAGAUUGGAAAAGGAAAAGUUAUUACCCCCUGGAACAUCCGGCUGGCCUUUCAUUGGCCAAACAUUAGAGUUUCUAGCUGCCGGGUGGAAUGGUCAUCCCGAAAAGUUCAUAUUCAAUCACAUUAAAAAGUAUGGCUCACUCAUCUUUAGGUCACACUUGGCUGGAUCCCCAACCAUAGUAUUCUGUGGACCAGAUGCCAAUAAGUUCUUAUUCUCAAAUGAGAAUAAACUUGUCCAAUCAUGGUGGCCAGAUACAAUCAACAAGAUAUUCCCUUCUUCAACCCAAACAUCAUCCCAUGAUGAAACCAUUAACCUAAUGAAGAUGCUUCACAGUUUUCUAAAGCCCGAUGCAUUGCAAGGCUAUAUCGGAUUCAUGGACAUCAUUGCGCAACGCCAUUUCGUAACUCAUUGGGACUCCAAGGAUCAAGUCACUGUUUUUCCACUCAUGAAAAGCUACACAUUUGCGUUGGCUUGUCGCUUGUUCAUUAAUGUUGAGGACCAUGAUCAUGUCGCCAAGUUGGCAGGUCCGUUUGAGAAUGUGUUGAGAGGGAUCGUGUCGGUUCCAAUUAAUGUUUGGGGUACAAACUUGAACAUUGCCAUCAAGGCAUCUAAGUUGAUUAGGAAGGAAAUUCUUACUAUCAUCAACAAGCGAAAGAUUGAUCUAGCACAAGGAGCAACAUCAUUUACACAAGACUUUUUGUCGCAUAUGUUGUUGACUAGCGAUGAAAAUGGUAGUUUUAUGAAGGAGACAGACAUCGCCGACAAGAUCAUGGCCUUGUUGAUCGGCGGUGACACUGCGAGCUCCGCUUGUUCUUCGAUUGUCAAGUUCCUUGCUCAACUACCAGAUAUUUAUGAAGGGGUUUACAAAGAACAAAUGGAAAUCUCGAAUUCGAAGGGUCCUGGUGAAUUGCUAACAUGGGACGACGUCAAUAAGAUGAAAUAUUCAUGGAGUGUAGCUUGUGAAGCGAUGAGACUUGCCCCUCCUAUUCAAGGCACCUUUAGAGAGGUCAUGACCGAUUUUGUAUAUGAAGGCUUCUCAAUCACCAAGGGAUGGAAGAUAUAUUGGAGUGUGAAUUCGACACAUAAAAGUGCUGAAUAUUUUCUUGAUCCUGAAAAGUUUGAUGUAUCAAGAUUUAUAGGACAAGUACCCCAACCCUACACCUUUGUUCCCUUUGGUGGUGGGCCGAGGAUGUGCCCUGGUAAAGAGUAUGCCCGACUUCAAAUACUUGUUUUUAUGCACAAUUUGGUGAAGCGAUUUAGGUGGGAGAUGGUGAUUCCGAAUGAGAAGUUAAUUGUCAAUCCUAUGUUUAAACCCGAGAAGGGUCUUCCAAUCCGUCUUUAUCCUCACUCAAAGUAAAGCUUUAAAUUAUUUUUCACAAUUCCGAUUAUU
Impatiens glandulifera is the source of this 1470-nucleotide messenger RNA. Its product is annotated as beta-amyrin 28-monooxygenase-like. The record is from RefSeq and is a predicted model, not a curated record. Gene Ontology annotation, molecular function: oxidoreductase activity, acting on paired donors, with incorporation or reduction of molecular oxygen; iron ion binding; monooxygenase activity. Bases 1 to 1437 code for a protein of 478 amino acids. The transcript has 3 exons. Gene Ontology annotation, biological process: sterol metabolic process. NCBI's taxonomy places the organism in Eukaryota, Viridiplantae, Streptophyta, Magnoliopsida, Ericales, Balsaminaceae.